AUGGCAUCCCGCUCCCCAACGUCGACUCCAAGAUCCUCUCCAAGGUCAUCGAGUACUGCAAGAAGCACGUCCAGCUCUACUGCAAACGCCGCCCCGGUUGAGGACCUCAAGAGCUUUGACGCCGAGUUCGUCAAGGUCGACCAGGCCACCCUCUUAGACCUCAUCCUCGCUGCAAACUACCUCAACAUCAAGGGAUUGCUCGACCUUACUUGCCAGACUGUUGCCGACAUGAUCAAGGGAAAGACUCCGGAGGAGAUCCGCAAGACUUUCAACAUCAAGAAUGACUUCACACCCGAGGAGGAGGCCGAGAUACGCAGGGAGAACCAGUGGGCUUUUGAUCCUAAUUAG
This is a messenger RNA of Triticum turgidum subsp. durum (durum wheat), 348 nucleotides long. The record is from the annotation of a GenBank genome assembly. Lineage: Eukaryota; Viridiplantae; Streptophyta; Magnoliopsida; Poales; Poaceae.